CGACGUUGUAGUGGGGAAGGGGCAGACGUACGUCAUGACGCCCCCGUGACGUAGCACGCAGCUCACGCCUGAAAGCGGAAGUCACUGACAAUAAAGUGACAAGUGUGAGGUGUGGUGUCGGGACUUGUUUUCAGGUUACGCUCUUCACUACUGUGCAACAUGGCGAACGGACGCAUAGAGAUCCACGACCCUUUCGCCAACCAGAACGACCUCGGGGCUCCCACCUCGGGAGAAGACGGCCUCCAAAACACGCAGGAGUUCAGGCUCCUGAUGGCGUACACCAAGAGAAGACGGUGUCAAAUAAAUACCCACCGGCUGCUCGUCGAGCAGUUACCGAGCGACUCGCCCGCCAAGAGCAACGAAGAAACGCCGACGAAGACCAAAAAGAGGAAGAAAUGGAAACGACUGCCGAGAAUUUUGAUGUGUAUCAAACCCGAGACGGACAAACGGAGCAAAAUGCCAGAAAUGGAUAUUGUCGAGAGAGGUUUUCGAAGGGAGUCUCCGGUGGAUUUGGACAAGGAGGAGGAAACUGAGGACGUGGACGAGGUGGCGAUCAAGCUGACGGAAAUCGUCGACGACAUCCCUUUCGCACCCCCGGAACUGGAAACCGAUUCUCCCGACGACGAGGACACCAACAUGGAGAAGCUGGUCGGUCUCCUGUUGAGGGAACACGGCGACCGAUUUGACGAGCAGGUGACGAGGGAUCUGAAGGAAACACUGAGCUCCACUCGGGAUUCCUGGAACUACAGUUUCUACGAGAGGUUGAUGAAGACCAUGUUGAAGAGGAUGGGCCUCUUCAACGCCGACCCCGAAGGACCCGGCCCGCAAACGUCGCCCAAGACUCAAAUGGCGGUCGCGUGCGAGGUGACGAGUCGCCUGUCUGCCGUCGACACACUCCCCGCGAACCGCCUGCUGGGCUACGGCGCCACCUACCUGCACAAUCACUUCUCGUCCUGGGCCGAGCAGCAAGGCGGUUAUGAGGCGGCCUUUGAUGAUGAAGACGAUGACGACCACGACGUCCAGUGACGACCGCCGGGUUUCACAAGUGCAGCGUUAGCUCGGAUUGUUUUUCACCGAUUCUUUUCGGUGGGAAUUUGUCUCGACUUAAAGUCACAUCUAAUGUACACGGCUCUCAAUUUUUUUGUGUUUUUGUGUGUCGUGUAUGUUUUGUGGCGUGCAGAUCAUGAAAUGGAAAGAAAUCCUUUCUGCAAAAAAGAUUCUAUUUUCAUAGGAAAAGUGUGAGAGUAAAUGUGCACUAAGCAA
This is a messenger RNA of Corythoichthys intestinalis (scribbled pipefish), 1263 nucleotides long. RefSeq names its product apoptosis facilitator Bcl-2-like protein 14. The record is from RefSeq and is a predicted model, not a curated record. The transcript has 7 exons. Gene Ontology annotation, biological process: regulation of extrinsic apoptotic signaling pathway. Lineage: Eukaryota; Metazoa; Chordata; Actinopteri; Syngnathiformes; Syngnathidae. The coding region runs from base 160 to 1026 and encodes 288 amino acids.